Durusdinium trenchii is the source of this 2625-nucleotide messenger RNA. The record is from the annotation of a GenBank genome assembly. NCBI's taxonomy places the organism in Eukaryota, Dinophyceae, Suessiales, Symbiodiniaceae.
AUGCAGGCAAAUAUCAGCGGCAAGUCUGAUUUGCUGUUCCAGUUCCUCUCCAUCAACAGCAAUGCCAAUGCGAGUUCUCAAGGAUGUCACCACUUUGGAUUGGCUGCAGUCUUCAAGACAGAGUGGGCAGCAACAUUGGCGCAGGUCCAAGUGAAUGCUAUGAACUAUUGGAUGGACCGCCUUCGGCAUGCGUCAGCUGACCAUUGUGAGGGAGCAGUCCGGACUGCCAUUGACUCCACUGCGCCCUUGACCUUUGACCUCCCAGAUGCGACCCAGAAUGAGACAGGCCUUUGCACCCGUGCUUUGCAAGACAUCCAAAAGAGCCUUUGGUCCAGGGUGGUGGACAUCUCCAAGUCCAUGAUUGAUUUGAAGUCUGCUGUUGAGAAGGCCAAGAAUCUUGUGUCGACUUUGACAGAAGUGCGCCAAUCAAUUUCCAAUAAGGAGCCGGUGACUGAAACCAUUGUGAAGCGGGUCCAAGCCCUCAGCUCUAUCAAGGACUGCAAGAAGCUGCUGACAGAGUCUGAGGGUUUGAGUGAAGCUGAUGCUUCAGCAAGAGACUCUCUCACUCAAGCAUGGGACCAAUUCCAACCUCAUGUACCAGACGUGCAAGCUGAGUUCUCCAAGUUUGUCAAGUUCAUGAACAAGCAGUGGCAUCCAGGUCAGGACGGAACAGACUUUGAGGCUGGAGAGAUCUCUUUGCUGCUUUCUGAGCAUGAGACUGGCCUUCUCUUUGCUGAGAUUGGACGCGCUUGCUACGCAGGACUUGUGGAGUGCUAUGUGACCCAAGGAACGACUUUGGCAGAGCAAACCAUCGCCCUGAUGAUGAGCAAUUUCAUCAGAACCUUGGCGUCAUGGACCGAGACAUCCAAACAAGACCCAUCUGUGCCAGAAGGUCUUGAAGUGACCGUGGAGGCAAUUGAGAACCCCACAGGGGCGAUUCUUCAGCCUUACCUCUCCCUCUAUGUGAGGAUCAAGAGCUUGGACAUGAAGAUCCUGGAGGAGCUUCUACCAGAGAAGCAUGGCUUGGCAGUGACCUUUUUGAGUACUUUCGAGAAGACAGUCAAGGCCUACCUGACGACUGUGGAGCAUGAUGUUGAAGAAUCACUGGAGGGGUUGAAGCAAUACAGGGAUAUCAUUCCUGCUUCGGAGUCCUGGGAUAUUGACCCUGUGAUGUGGAACUUCGAAGACUUCCGGGCUGUGGCUGCAAAGGUCCUCACAUACUUGGCUGUUGGAGACUACAUCAUCCACAGUGAUCAUGAGCGCUAUAAGGAAAAGGGUGCCUUGGGCAAGGUCAUGCAGUUUGUGGGAAGCGUGGGUAUGUCCAAAGCCGAUCUUCCCGCAGAAGUGCUCAAGCGGUUGGAGAGCAAGCCUGAGCCAGAGCCUGCCCCAAAGGCAAUGACAAAGGCAAGGGCUGCACCAAAGAGAAAGAAGACGGCAAAAACCCAGCCAGAGCAAGACGGAGACGAGGACCAGGAGGAGGAGAACAAGCGGUUGAAGAGAGAGCCUGCGGUGGAGAAGACGGAGCUGAGCGAGCCCAUGGGCGAGGUGCAAGUGGAUGCGACUCGAACGAUUCGGGAGUCCAUCUUCCGAAAACUGGUGGAGGCGUUGGGGCAUAGCCUCUCGGGUGAUGUUGGAGCGGAUGGGAUCUUCAUUCCACCCGUCCCGGGCGAACUCAUGCAGGGCCUUCCAAACUGUUACAGUUACUGGCCCUUGUGCGCCGGUCACGUGGAUUGGACGACCUUCGUGGAUUUCACCAACGUGGCGGCCGCAGGAGGGGCGAACUCGCUCGCGACGUUGUUCUAUGGUCCACAAAGUCUCCUUGAGCACCUGGGUCGGCGAAACCUCAGCGUGCACGGGAAGAGCUACGAUGUGCCGGGCUACGCGGUCUUCGCCAACACCUGGCUGUCCAACCACGUGAAGAACUGGUAUGGCCGUGAGGUGCUCGCGUCCAUGGACCAAUCGGCUGGGUGGCAACAAAGAUGGACGUCCUUCAAGUGGCUGCUCCUACAGAAGACCAAGAUCGUAGAGGAGGCCUCGCCGGUGAUCUCCUUUCCGUCCUGGCACUUGGAUUCACAGGAGGCGGAUCCCUGUUGGAGCUUCGACCCUUCGGCCCUGCCCUUGGCCGAUUGGAUCGCGCUGCAAGACGAGGAGGAUCCCCGAGUGGCCUUGGAACGUUUCUCCUUGGAGGUCAGCGAAGAGCUCGGGCCAAAGUAUGCCUUGGAAUACGAAGAGCUUCAGUUGGCCGUGCGUUUGGUGGAUUGGUUGGUGGCCACCGAAGGAUGCCAGAACUUCAAGCCCCACCAGGCACAAAGGCUCUUUCACAGUGAAGGCCUUUGGCAGACCCUGCGCUCCCGGUUGAUGCGUGCGUGGCGCAGCAUCUGGGGCCAAGAGUCGGUCGAUCGCGUGGCCCAAGCCGUCUUGAAGAGGUUGAUGGAGCCCACAGAGGUCUCUGCCUCGCCCGUGGAGUGUGUGGGGCUGCAAACCUACGUGGCUCUUUGCGAGGCGGGCUGGGCCGGGGGUUGCCUGGACGUGCCUGGAUGUGCUUGGACGCCUGAUCCCAGUACUCCGAGUGUGUCACGGACGGACGCCAAAGUCCUUGCAAGUUGCAAGCCCAACGAGAUCUAA